Molecule: messenger RNA, 270 nt
Organism: Phytophthora sojae
Lineage: Eukaryota; Oomycota; Peronosporomycetes; Peronosporales; Peronosporaceae
Exons: 1
Source: RefSeq, a predicted model, not a curated record
UUAUCGUCCAACUGUAUGGUAAUCGAGGGUGCGUUCGGACUGCUGAAGGACAUAUUCCGUGUUUUGAAAAAGGCACUAAAGCAACGCUCGUCUACUGCAUUGGUAAGAAACAUCGUGGCAUGUUCGAUUCUCCCCAAUCUUUUGACUGAUCUACAGGACAGCGCUCCAAUUAUUAUUGCUUCGACACAAGAUGCCACAAGCGCAGAGAACGAAAUAGCACCACAAAAAAUCACGAACCAAGACGGGGAUACAAAACGGCAAUUGCAUUGC